GCCGCUGGGGGCAGGCGUGAGCCGGCAGCUGGGCGGCUGGCGCUGCCUGUCCAGUCCUCCGGGCUCGGCGGAGGAGAGACGGCGCAGAAUCGCGCGUCGGUAGCAUCGGGUUGCUACACACAGACGCCAGCGCAGGCGGUCCGUCACACCCCCCCCCCCCGACACCAGCGCUGGCAGAGGCGCCGGAGCGGAGUCGCGUUGGGAAGCCCGUGCGAGCAGCCGGCGGGGAUGGCCAGCCCGUGUUUGACGCAGACACGCGGGGGUCGCCCGGCGCUGGCAGCGACGCGAGGGACCGAGUCGCAGGCUGGGCUGCUCCGCCGGUGGUGAACAUGACAGCCCGCACGGACGGCCGCAGGGUGUAAUCGUUUCGGCGUCCGCGAUCGAAAUAAGCGAAAAAAUGGGGACCCGUGAGGCAGGAGCAUGGACUACAACGACAGCGCCCUUGUCCUCUCCUGUCCUGCUGGUGAAGAUGGUUAAGCCAGACAUCCACACUCUGGCCCAUCACCUCAAGCAGGAGCGGCUCUACGUCAACUCGGAGAAGCAGCUCAUCCAGAGGCUCAACGCGGAGGUGCUCAAGACGGCCGAGAAGCUGUACCGCGCGGCCUGGAUCGCUAAGCAGCAGAGGAUCAACUUGGACCGAUUCAUCCUCACCAGUGCCGAGGCCUCGCCCGCGGAGUGCUGCCAGCAUGCCAAGAUCUUGGAGGACACGCAGUUUGUGGAUGGCUACAAAACCCUGGGCUUCCAGGAGAGCAUCUAUGGGGAGUUCCUCAGCCGCCUGCGAGAGAACCCGCGGCUCGUGGCGUCUUGCCUGGUGACUGGAGAGAAGCUAAACCAGGAGCACACCCAGGGGGUCACGCACACGGUCUUCACCUCCCUGUACGGCAACUGCAUCAUGCAGGAAGACGAGCACUACCUGCUUCAGGUGCUGCGCUACCUGAUCGAGUUCGAGCUGAAGGAGAGCGACAACCCCCGGCGCCUGCUGCGCCGCGGCACCUGCGUCUUCAGCACCCUCUUCAAGCUCUUCUCCGAGGGCCUGUACUCGGCCAAGCUCUUCCUCACCGCCACCCUGCACGAGCCCAUCAUGCAGCUGCUGGUGGAGGACGAGGACCACCUGGAGACGGACCCCAGCAAGGUGACCGAGCGCUUCACCCCCGCCCAGCAGGAGCGGAUGUUCGGCGACAAGGGCUCCGAGGGCUACCGCCGCAAAGUCCAGGAGAUGGUGGAGUCCAACGAGGCCAAGCUGGUCGCCCUGGUCAACAAGUUCAUCGGCUACCUGAAGCAGAACACCUACUGCUUCCCCCACAGCCUGCGCUGGAUUGUGUCGCAGAUGUACAAGACGCUGUCGUGCGUGGAGAGGCUGGACCUGGGCGAGGUGCGGACCAUGUGCACCGACCUCCUGCUCACCUGCUUCAUCUGCCCGGCCAUCGUCAACCCCGAGCAGUACGGCAUCAUCUCGGACGCCCCCAUCAACGAGGUGGCCAGGUUCAACCUGAUGCAGGUGGGGCGGCUGCUGCAGCAGUUGGCCAUGGCGGGCACUGAUGAGGGGGACCCCCGUGUGAAGAGCAGCCUGUCCAAGUUUGAUAAGAGCUGUGUCGCUGCAUUCCUGGAUGUGGUGAUUGGUGGGCGGGCAGUGGAGACCCCGCCCAUGUCCUCUGUGAACCUAUUGGAAGGACUAACGAGGACUGUAGUGUACAUUGCUCAGGGUCAGCUGCUAGCACUGGUGGAUUUCGUGCGGAACGUGAUGUCCGGCGACCAGCUGCGCGAGGAGGAGAGACUGGCCCUGGAGACUCUGCUGGCCAACGUCCCGCAGUCCCGGCCGGGCAAGAGCAACAGCCUGGAGCUCACCCCCUCCAACACCCCCCAGCUCUCCCCCGCCACCACCCCCGCCAACAAGAAGAACCGGCUGCCCAUAGGACAACACUUAGCAGCUAUUACCUGCUGGGAUCCCUCCUCCGCCAACCUGUCUGCACACAUUCCCUUAGUAACCCCUUUCGCUGCCUCGCGAAGCCGCAGCAGGUCUAAUAUCGCGCAGGACCAGCAGGGGGAGCUAGAGGCCUGCUCCCAGGACUCCCUGCAGGAAGUGAUGCCAGAGGAAGUGCUGGUCAUCUCCCUGGGCACCGCCCCUCAGACUGUUCCGGGGAUGAUGUCAGAGAAUGAGGUGUUGACGCUGCAGAUGGCGGAUGGUGGGCAGGGAGAGGUUCCUGUGGACGACACCAAGCUGCACGGCAAGCCGGACAAAACCCUGCGUUUCUCCCUCUGCAGCGACAACUUGGAGGGGAUAUCCGAAGGGCCCUCCAAUCGCUCCAAUUCGGUGUCCUCGCUGGAUCUGGAGGGCGAGUCGGUGUCGGAGCUCGGGGCCGGACCGUCGGGGAGCAAUGGAGUGGAGGCGCUGCAGCUCCUGGAGCACGAGCAAGCCACGACGCAGGACAAUCUGGACGACAAGUUAAGGAAGUUUGAGAUCCGGGAUAUGAUGGGGCUGACAGACGACCGGGACAUUUCGGAGACGGUUAGCGAGACCUGGAGCACCGACGUGCUGGGAAGUGAUUUCGAUCCCAACGUGGACGAGGACAGGCUGCAGGAGAUCGCUGGAGCGACUGUGGAGAACAUGUUGGGUAGCCUUCUGUGUCUGCCGGGCUCAGGGUCGGUUCUGCUGGACCCGUGCACCGGAUCUACCAUCUCCGAGACGACCAGUGAGGCCUGGAGUGUGGAGGUGCUUCCCAGCGACUCGGAGGCCCCGGACCUGAAGCAGGAGGAGAGGCUGCAGGAGCUGGAGAGCUGCUCGGGGGUGGGCAGCACGUCCGACGACACGGAGGUCCGGGAGGUGGGCUCGCGGCCGAGCACCCCAGGGCUCAGCGCCGUCUCAGGUAUAAGUGCAACGUCGGAAGAUAUCCCGAAUAAGAUUGAGGAUCUGCGUUCGGAGUGCAGCUCGGACUUCGGAGGGAAGGAUUCUGUGACCAGUCCGGAUGGAGAGGAAUCUGGACACGGAGCACACCAUCUGACAUCGCCACCUUCUCAAGUGGACUCGCUGCUGGCCAUGUUCGAUCCCCUCGCCAUGGGUGACGGAUCUGCAACGUCCACAGUGGUCCGACCGAAGGUGCACUAUGCCCGGCCCCCACACCCGCCCCCAGACCCCCCUAUCCCGGAGGCGUUUGCCACAGGCCAGGAGCCCCGGCUGUCCAUGUUCGUGCCACAUGGGCUGUCGCAGGCUGAGCUGGAGCAGGGCAAGCAGCGCCACUCGUACCCGGACCGGCUGGUGCGCAGCCGGAGCUCUGACAUCAUGUGCGCCGCGCGCCGGCCCACCAGCGACCCCGGGCUGAACCGGCGGCCCAACCUGGAGGAGAGGGACCUGCCGGGGGGCGUCCCGGCCCAGGGCGUCUUCACCAUGGGGCACAGCUCCUCCCCCAGCAAGGACUCGCUGAAGGGAGAGGCGGAGGACAGAAAAGACAGCGAUGAUGAAAAGUCCGAUCGGAACAAACCCUGGUGGAAGAAGCGCUUUGUUCCUGCAAUCCCUAAAGUGCUGUACUGGGCGGCCGAGAGCGAAGCCACAGGUCCGAUGGCAUUUCGAAAGAAGGACAAACAGGAGAAGGAGGAUCAGGGUCCUGACCGUGUCCCUCUUACAGAAGAGCCGGUGUCCAGGUUAACCCCGCAGGUGCAAGCAGCAGAAGACAUCCUGGACAAGUACAGGAACAUCAAGAGGAUGGGCCCCAGCGAGGGCGUGGUGUCUGCAUCCUACGAAGGCCCUGAGCCCUGCGGGGAAGGGGAGAGUGUCCACGGACCCGCGCGCGAGGAGGCUCUGCAGAACAUCUCCGCGGACGACCUGCCCGACUCCGCCAGCCAGGCCGCCCAGCCACAGGACUCCAAAUUCUCCUUCAGUGAUGCCAAGAAGAAGCUGCGGAUGGCCCUGUGCUCCGCGGACUCCGUUGUCUUUCCGAUUCUGACUCAUCCCACCACCAGGAACGGGCUGCCGGACCACACUGACCCGGAAGAGAACGAGAUUGUCUGCUUCCUGAAGGUCCAGCUGGCAGAAGCCAUCAACCUCCAGGACAAGAACCAGAUGGCCCAGAUCCAGGAGACGACGCGCUGCGUGAGUCGCUUCGACAGCCGCACCUGCAAGAAGCUACUGGCCGCCAUAGCUGAAGACUACAGGAAGAGGGCUCCGUACAUCGCCUACCUGACGCGCUGCCGGCAGGGCCUGCAGACCUCCCAAGCCCACCUGGAGCGGCUCCUGCAGAGAGUGCUGAGGGACAAGGAGGUGGCCACCCGCUACUUCACCACCGUCUGCGUCCGGCUGCUGCUCGAGAGGAUGGAGUCCAGGAUGCUCAACUUCAUAAACGCGUUCCAGGCCUGUACCGCCGCCGACGACAAGACGGCCGCCGUGGAGGACUUCCUGCGGGACCUGUACGGCGCGAUGGCCCACGAUGCCAUCUGGCAGUACGCCAGCGAGGAGCAGCUCCAGGACGCGCAGAUGGCCAUCGAGCGCAGCGUCAUGAACCGCAUCUUCAAGCUGGCCUUCUACCCCAACCAGGACGGGGACACCCUGCGCGACCAGGUCUUGCAGGAACACAUCCAGCGUCUCUCCAAAGUGGUGACGGCCAAUCACAAAGCUCUCCAAAUCCCCGAGGUCUACCUGCAGGAGGCCCCCUGGCCAUCGGCGCAGGCCGAGAUCCGGACGAUCAGCGCCUACAAGACCCCCCGGGACAAGGUGCAGUGCAUCCUGCGCAUGUGCUCCACCAUCAUGAACCUGCUGAGCCUGGCCAACGAGGACUCUGUCCCGGGGGCCGACGACUUUGUGCCCGUCCUGGUCUUCGUCCUGAUUAAGGCUAACCCUCCCUGUCUGCUGUCCACCAUCCAGUACAUCAGUAAUUUCUACGCCAGCCGGCUGAGUGGGGAGGAAUGCUAUUGGUGGAUGCAGUUCACGGCAGCAGUGGAAUUCAUCAAGACCAUCGACGAUCGCAAGUGAGGCAGAACGCCACCUGUAUCGACAGACUGUUAGGGAGGAGCCAGGAGGCCUGUAGACCAGCUGCUUCCCAGCCCCGCGCAGAAGACCUGCUUCUCCAGCCUGUAAUAUUUGUACAUAGAGUAGAGACGUUUAAAAAAGUGAAAUUACGAACUAUAAGAGACAAAGAUGCAACUUUUACUCAAAAAUAAAAAUCAGCCAACCAGAAAAAA
Messenger RNA from Lepisosteus oculatus (spotted gar), 5169 nucleotides. RefSeq names its product GTPase activating protein and VPS9 domains 1 (gene gapvd1). Gene Ontology annotation, biological process: vesicle-mediated transport; regulation of GTPase activity. Gene Ontology annotation, molecular function: small GTPase binding; guanyl-nucleotide exchange factor activity. NCBI's taxonomy places the organism in Eukaryota, Metazoa, Chordata, Actinopteri, Semionotiformes, Lepisosteidae. The record is from RefSeq and is a predicted model, not a curated record. Gene Ontology annotation, cellular component: cytosol; endocytic vesicle.